This is a messenger RNA of Petromyzon marinus (sea lamprey), 4469 nucleotides long. RefSeq lists its product as uncharacterized. Lineage: Eukaryota; Metazoa; Chordata; Hyperoartia; Petromyzontiformes; Petromyzontidae. The record is from RefSeq and is a predicted model, not a curated record.
AUGCGUGCCCUGCCCGUGGUUAUCCUGGCCACCUUCCUCUCAUCCUCCGCUCUGGUUUCGUGCGCUCCUCUUCCCGGCGCCAACGUGACCGCCAACUCCUCGGACCCUUUGCUGAGUGCCCUGGAGUCGCUCCGCGCGGCGCUUGGGAACGGAUCUCUGAGCGCCCUGGGGGUCGUGCGGCUCCUCAACAAAUGCGGGGCGUCCGACCUGGCGUCCCCUGCGCUGCUCCAAGUUGCCAGCAACUCCAGCCUGGAUCAGUGGCCCGCGACCAUGCCAGAGGUCGCUGCCAAGGUCCAGAAGACGUUCAACGUGACAACCCAGGACAUUGUGUCCUGGGUCUCCAAGGUCCUGCAGCUCUGCUCUCCAUCAGCAGCCGCGGCGGGGGGGUCGACUGCUGCUCCUGGGAGCCAGAACCCCAGUAGAGCUUUCCCUUCAGCCAGCCAGAACCCCAGUGUAGCUUCCCCUUUAACCAGCCAGAACCCUAGAAGUGCUUCCACUUCAGCCAGCCAGAACCCUAGUAGAGCUUCCCCUUCAGCCGGCCAGAACCCUAGUAGACCUUCCCCUUCAACCGGCCAGAACCCCAGUGUAGCUUCCCCUUCAACCAGCCAGAACCCUAGAAGUGCUUCCAUUUCAACCAGCCAGAACCCUAGAAGUGCUUCCACUUCAGCCAGCCAGAACCCUAGUAGAGCUUCCCCUUCAACCGGCCAGAACCCCAGUGUAGCUUCCCCUUCAGCCAGCCAGAACCUCAGUAGCGCUUCCCCUUCAGCCGGCCAGAAGCCUAGCAGAGCUUCCCCUUCAGCCAGCCAGAACCCUAGUAGAGCUUCCCCUUCAGCCGGCCAGAACCCUAGUAGAGCUUCCCCUUCAGCCGGCCAGAACCCCAGUGUUGCUUCCCCUUCAGCCGGCAUGAACCGCAGUAGUGCUUCCCCGUCAGCCGGCCAGAACCCCAGUAGAGCUUCCCCUUCAGCCGGCCAGAACCCUAGUAGAGCUUCCCCUUCAGCCGGCCAGAACCCCAGUGUUGCUUCCCCUUCAGCCGGCAUGAACCGCAGUAGUGCUUCCCCGUCAGCCGGCCAGAACCCCAGUAGAGCUUCCCCUUCACCCGGCCAGAACCCCAGUGUAGCUUCCCCUUCAGCAGGCCAGAACCCCAGUGGAGCUUCCCCUUCAGCCGGCCAAAAUCCUAGUAGAGCUUCCGCUUCAGCCGGCCAAAACCCCAGUAGAGCUUCCCCUUUAGCCGGCCAGAACCCCAGUAGUGCUUCCCCUUCAGCCAGCCAGAACCCCAGUGGAGCUUCCCCUUCAGCCAGCCAGAACCCCAGUAGAGCUUCCGCUUCAGCCGGCCAAAACCCCAGUAGCGCUUCCGCUUUAGCCGGCCAGAACCCCAGUGUAGCUUCUCCUUCAGCCGGCCAGAAGCCUAGUGGAGCUUCCCCUUCAGCCGGCCAGAACUCCAGUAGAGCUUCCCCUUCAACCAGCCAGGAACCCAGUGUAGCUUCCCCUUCAGCCGGCCAGAACGCUAGUAGCACUUCCUCUUCAGCUGGCAAGAACCCCAGUAGUGCUUCCCCUAAAGACGGCCAGAACCCCAGUAGAGCUUCCCCUUCAGCCAGCCAGAACCCUAGUGGAGCUUCCCCUUCAGUCGGCCAGAAACCUAGUGUAGCUUCGCCUUCAGCCGGCCAGAACUCCACUAGAGCUUCCCCUUCAGCCGGCCAGAACCCCAGUAGAGCUUCCCCUUCAGCCGGCCAGAACCCCAGUGUAGCAUUCCCUUCAGCCGGCCAGAACCCCAGUAGAACUUCCCUUUCAACCAGCCAGAACCCCAGUGUAGCGUCCCCUUCAGCCAGCCAGAACCCCAGUAGAGCUUCGCCUUCAGCUGGCCAGAACCCCAGUAGUCCUUCCCCUUCAGCCAGCCAGAACCCCAGUAGAGCUUCCCCUUCAGCCGGCCAGAACCCCAGUAGAGCUUCCCCUUCAACCAGCCAGAACCCCAGUGUAGCGUCCCCUUCAGCCAGCCAGAACCCCAGUAGUCCUUCCCCUUCAGCCAGCCAGAACCCCAGUAGAGCUUCCCCUUCAGCCGGCCAGAACCCCAGUGUAGCAUUCCCUUCAGCCGGCCAGAACCCCAGUAGAGCUUCCCCUUCAACUAGCCAGAACCCCAGUGUAGCUUCCCCUUCAGUCGGCCAGAACCCCAGUAGAGCUUCCCCUUCAGCCGGCCAGAACCCCAGUAGAGCUUCCCCUUCAGCCAGCCAGAACCCUAGUGUAGCUUCCCCUUCAGCCGGCCAGAACCCCAGUAGAGAUUCCCCUUCAUCCGGCCAGAACCCCAGUGGAGCUUCUCCUUCAUCUGGCCAGAACCCCAGUGUAGCUUCCCCUACAGCCGGCCAGAACCUCAGUAGAGCUUCCCCUUCAGCCAGCCAGAACCCUAGUGUAGCUUCCCCUUCAGUCGGCCAGAACCAUAGUGGAGCUUCCCCUUCAGCCGGCAAGAACCCUAGUGUAGCUUCGCCUUCAGCCGGCCAGAACUCCACUAGAGCUUCCCCUUCAGCCGGCCAGAACCCCAGUGUAGCUUCCCCUUCAGCCAGCCAGAUCCCCAGUAGAGCUUCCCCUUCAGCUGGCCAGAACCCCAGUAGUCCUUCCCCUUCAGCCAGCCAGAACCCCAGUAGAGCUUCCCCUUCAGCUGGCCAGAACCCCAGUAGUCCUUCCCCUUCAUCCGGCCAGAACCCUAGUGGAGCUUCCCCUUCAGCCGGUCAGAAGCCUAGUGUAGCUUCCCGUUCAGCCGGCCAGAACCCCAGUAGCACUUCCGCUUCAACCGGCCAGAACCCCAAUAGAGCUUCCCCUUCAGCCGACCAGAACCCCAGUGUAGCUUCUCCUUCAGCCAGCCAGAUCCCCAGUGUAGCUUCCCCUUCAGCCGGCCAGAGCCCUAUUGGAGCUUCCCCUUCAGCCGGCCAGAACCCCAGUAGCGCUUCGCCUUCAGCCGGCCAGAACCCCAGUAAAGCUUCCACUUCAUCCAGCCAGAACCCCAGUGUAGCUUCCCCUUCAGCCGGCCAGAACCCCAGUGUAGCUUCCCCUACAGCCAGCCAGAACCCCAGUAGAGCUUCCCCUUCAUCCGGCCAGAACCCCAGUGUUGCUUCCUCUUCAGCCGGCCAGAUCCCCAGUAGAGCUUCCCCUUUAGCCGGCCAGAACCCCAGUAGAGCUUCCCCUUCAGCCGGCCAGAACCCCAGUGUAGCUUCCCCUUCAGCCGGCCAGAGCCCUAUUGGAGCUUCCCCUUCAGCCGGCCAGAACCCCAGUAGUGCUUCUCCUUCAAUCGUCCAGAACCCCAGUGUUGCUUCCUCUUCAUCCAGCCAGAACCCCAGUAGUGCUUCCCCUUCAGCCGGCCAGAACCCCAGUGUAGCUUCCCCUUCAGCCGGCCAGAACCCCAGUAGAGCUUCCCCUUCAUCCGGCCAGAACCCCAGUGUUGCUUCCUCUUCAGCCGGCCAGAUCCCCAGUAGAGCUUCCCCUUUAGCCGGCCAGAACCCCAGUAGAGCUUCCCCUUCAGCCGGCCAGAACCCCAGUGUAGCUUCCCCUUCAGCCGGCCAGAGCCCUAUUGGAGCUUCCCCUUCAGCCGGCCAGAACCCCAGUAGUGCUUCUCCUUCAAUCGUCCAGAACCCCAGUGUUGCUUCCUCUUCAUCCAGCCAGAACCCCAGUAGUGCUUCCCCUUCAGCCGGCCAGAACCCCAGUGUAGCUUCCCCUUCAGCCGGCCAGAACCCCAGUAGAGCUUCCCCUUCAGCCGGCCAGAACCCUAGUGGAGCUUCCCCUUCAGCCGGCCAGAACCCCAGUAGAGCUUCUCCUUCAGCCAGCCAGAACCCUAGUAGCGCUUCCCCUUCAGCUGACCAGAACCUCAGUAGAGCUUCCCUUUCAGCCAGCCAGAACCCCAGAGGUGCUUCCUCUUCAGCCGGCCAGAACCCCAGUAGAGCUUCCCCUUCAGCCGGCCAGAACCCUAGUAGCGCUUCCCCUUCAGCCGGCCAGAAUCCCAGUAGAGCUUCCCUUUCAGCCAGCCAGAACCCCAGUAGAGUUCCCCCAUCAGGGAGGCAGAACUCGAGUGCCAGACCUGCUUCAGUCAGUCAGAAAUCCAAGGGGAAAGAUCAGAAGGAAGACGAGGGGUCCACGGAGGAGAAAGAGAAUACAAAAGAGCCCAAGAAGAAAGAGAGUAAGAAAGACGAGCCCACGAAGGAGAAAAAAGCGUCCUCGCGCAAUGAGAAUUAAAUGCUUUCGCUGGGCAUUUAAGGAGUAACAGACCGGAAAACAAAACGUUGAUAGGCAAAGCGUCAGCCAGACAAACAGGCAGACAGAUAAGCAAAGCUACGGGCUGUUGAACCAUCAGACAGACGAACGAAUAUGUGUUGUCUGUUCAAAAUGUUUAGCAUACUUCCCGACAUGCAACUUACUUGAAAUUUGCCAUGUGGGUACUUUCCAGACUGUACACCAUGCAAAAAUUAUAAAAAUACACUUUUGUUUUUUUU